AUGCCGUUGGAACAGUGUCUUGCGAAGGUGCGGGAUGGUUGCAAACCUUGGGAAGCAUUCAUUUGGAUUUUUGUCAUUUUUGGUUUCACUGUAGUUGGGACAGUGUGCUAUAUGCGUAUCGGCCCUGUUUUUAUAAAACACACGACUCCAGACAGUUCACCUGGAGUUUCCACUGUUCCUGAUUUACCUGUAGUUUCCGCUGUUUCUGAUUCACCUGAUGUUUUUACUAUUUCUGAUUAUGAGUUUUACAAACUUUGUUCGACGGAUAACGAUCCUAGGCACAGUCGCGAUAGUUCCGUUGGUUCCCGAUAUUGUCCAUGGGAUGAUGUUGCUUCGCGUAGACAUAGGCGUGAGGUCUCGUCCAUUAGGCCCACCUUUAAACACUGCACGCCUGCUCUCGUUCACGACGGUAUUUCCUGCGUGCCAUGGCGCAUAGCCAACGCGUACCUACAUUCAUUGGCGUUCACCGUGGCCCCAAACACGGCUUCCACUAUCACCGUGCCCUUGAAGAGUUUGAAAGGUACCCGACAAGACUGGCUCACUACGGGUGACAAAUGGCCUGGGUAUUGGUGGUAUUUGACUGUCAAUCCAGACAUUUCGGACUGGAGCGCCUUCGUCACCUCGCAGGUACCAGGUUACUGGCCUCCUGGCUCCAGUGAAGAAGCUGUGUUUUUUGCUAAACGUAUCACUUUGAAGAACCAAGGCUCAAGCCUUCUUUUGACCGUUACACUCCCUGAUGACACGGUUCGGCCCCCUCACGCUACCCUGCUCAAUACUUCCUGUUGGGGUUUUCAGUUGUGGGCUUGGUCCUCUGGGAAGGAUCCUCAGUUUCCUAUUGUCCUUUGCGUUAACAAAACUAUGCGGGGCGCUGACAGUCCCGUGUUGAGCGACUUUUCCAAAACAUCUGGGGCAGUGAUUACGAGCGUGGCCCUCACCGAUGUAGACAGUCACUUUGUGGCCUCCACAGGUAUGAGUGGCCAGACUAACAAUUGGCUCCUCAUGGCCGAGCAAGCUGCUAAUGUGACUAACACCAGUUGCGUUGUGUGUAUGGGCCCACGGCCCCUCUUGAGAAUCAUUCCCGCGAGUGUGGCUCCUGAGUGUGCGAUUUUUGUGAUGUCUACCCCUUCCAUUCCGUCUGCUCAUCCUUGCUCCAGUUGGGACAAGGUCUAUCCCGUUUCCUCCUUGGCAAAGUCCAAACCCCUUUUUUCCACUGAUGUUGCUAAAGGUAAUUUCACGUGCAUCAAGUUGCCCGGUACCGGCGCAAGCCUAGGCGUUUUGUCAGCUCCUUUGUGCACUUCCCUGUUUUAUGGCGCUGCCUUUUUCUCACCCAUCGCUCGUAGUGAUAUUUGGUUUUGGUGCAACACUGACAAACUUUAUGAUAGUCUCCCUUUUAAUAGCUCUGGUACUUGCGCUUUGGUGACCCUUUUGCUUCCCGUUUUAUUAAUGCCCGCAUCUACUCAUGAGCUAGACGUUUUUGUUGAUUCUUUUGUGCCCCGACCCUGGUCGAGGGCUAAGCGGAGUGCCGAGUGGCAAGGCGCGGCGGAUCCGACCUAUAUAGAUGCCAUUGGAGUUCCCAGAGGAGUGCCGGAUGAGUAUAAGCUGGUGAACCAGAUAGCAGCUGGUUUCGAAUCCUCCAUUUGUUGGUGGUGCACCCUUAACAAAAAUGUUGACAGGAUCAAUUACAUCCACUACAACGUGCAGAGGCUUGGAAAUUGGACCGAGGCGGGCUUCAGAGCGGUCCACUCCCAGCUGGCCGCGACUUCCCUCAUGGCUUUCCAGAACCGGAUGGCCCUUGACAUGCUACUCGCUAAGGAGGGCGGUGUCUGCGCCAUGUUCGGACGACUUUGAGCUCCCACGGCCCCCGAGUUGUCAUCUUCGCAUUGACUCCAUUGAUGAGGCCCCCGCUGUGGACCUGUCCGACCUUUUUCCUGAGUCCGACGUUGUCUGAUUGGCUUCGGUCGCCUCCCGGGUGUAAAUUUGUUCUUAUGACGUAUGAUCCUGCGGCUGAAAAUCUUUUGAAGUAGCCUUUGGGUGAUUUGAGGGUCUCUGAGAACUUAUGAUAAACAGGGGGGAAUUGUUGGAAAAUUGUAUAUAUAUGUUAUCAUGCGUUCUCUUUUGGUUUCUAUAUUACUAUAUUACAGUAAAUGAUGUCUCGUUAGAUCUACCGUUAGAUUAGAUCUGCGUACGUGCGUACGUUGUUCUGCUUUGCUGUUCUUAUGUCCACCACAGAAUACCACAUCAGCCAAGGUGUGAGGUCUUGUCUCGGUCAGCGAGAGACAGCAGCAACGACAUUGUGUCAGCCUUCCUCAAGUGGCUGACUCGGCACCUCACACCCUCAAGAAAUGGAGCGCUGGGAGCGCCCCUGGUCCUUGCUGAUAAGACUGCUUGAACCCAUUGAACUUGAUGAACUCUGUUUGCUUCUUCCUAUGUCGCCACAUUAGCAUAACGUUUGCAGUAAUCUACACACACCAGAAGUUUCCUGCGCUUACCAAAAGCAGAAACCGUUUGCGCUUCCCCCUACCCUUAUUUGGUUUCUGCUACACAUGUGAUGAGGAAAAUUCCCCAAAUAAAGAGAGCAAGGAUGCAGACAGACUUUAGUGUAGGUUGGGCAUUGUAAACUGUCUGUACUGCACU
Molecule: messenger RNA, 2634 nt
Organism: Syngnathus typhle (broad-nosed pipefish)
Lineage: Eukaryota; Metazoa; Chordata; Actinopteri; Syngnathiformes; Syngnathidae
Exons: 2
Coding region: 1-1848 (615 amino acids)
Source: RefSeq, a predicted model, not a curated record